ACUCAUAGUCACGUGAUAACGCGUCCUUACUCGGUUGGUUUUUUUAGAUUCGCUUGGAGAGAUCACGAAAAUCAACGCUUGCAACUAAUUGCAAGUGCUCAAAUUGUGCUUAACUUGUUUAUUGUGACUUAAAAGUAAUUCACCAUGUCAUCAAAAUCCAAAAAGACUGUUACAUCCUCGUCUAAUGUAAGUGUUGUGUCAUCUAUGCAGAGCCCACCUCAAUCAAGCACUCCGGUUGGCAGCCGUUCUUCUAGCGCGGCCGGCCGCCCUAGCAGCCCUCUAAGUCCUACAAGACAUACCCGAUUGCAAGAAAAAGAUGCCUUACAAAACCUCAAUGAUCGCCUUGCGGCAUAUAUCGACAAAGUUCGUCAACUUGAAAGUGAAAAUUCAGGGUUGCGUCGCGAGAUACAAACUACACAGGAGGUCGUCACCCGCGAGGUAUCCAAUAUCAAGGGAAUGUAUGAACAUGAGCUUCAGGAAGCUCGGAGGAUGUUGGAUGAAACAUGCCGUGAAAAAGCUAGAAUGGACAUAGACCUAAAAAGAUUACGCGAAGAAAACAAUGAGUUAGCAAAGAAAUUGGAGAAGAAGACCAAGGAUUGGCAGCAGGCGGACAAUCUGGUGCGGCAUUACGAAACUCGCUACACCGAAGAGAGCAACAAAUACAAUACCGCUUUGGCUGAUAAGAAGAAAGCUCAAGAUGAAGCGAGGGAAUUGGCUAAAGAGCUUGAGAAGUUGCGUAAGCUGUACAAUGACACGCGUAAGACGCUGGAAGAGGAGAUGCUGUGCCGCAUCGACAUGGAGAACACGGUGCAGAGUCUGCGCGAGGAACUCACCUUCAAGGACCAGGUCUUCCAGCAAGAGCUGCACGAGACACGCUCACGCAGACAGGUUGAAAUCUCGGAAAUUGACGGCCGGUUGGCGCAGCAGUAUGAAGCCAAGCUGCAGCAGAGCCUGCAGGAGCUACGCGAGCAGCAGGAGGCCAACAUCAAGGCCAACCGCGACGAUAUUGAAGCUCUCUAUGAGAAUAAGUUGAAGAAUCUGCAAGCAGCCGCCAACCGCAACAGCAGCGCCGCGACCGUGGCGGUGGAGGAGCUGCGCACUAUGCGCACGCGCAUCGACAGCCUCAACUCUAACCUCAAUGAGCUCGAGAACAAGAACGCCGCUCUGAGCAACCGUUGCCGUGAGCUGGAGCGUCAGCUGGAGUCGGAGCGCGCGCGGCACGCGGAGGACCUGGCCUCGCUGGAGCAGGAGCUGGCGCGGCUGAGGGACGAGAUGGCCACGCAGCUGCGCGAGUACGCCACCCUCAUGGACAUCAAGAUCUCCCUGGACCACGAGAUCGCCACCUACAGGGCGCUCAUUGAAGGCGAGGAGGACAGGUUGAACAUAACUGGUCAGUCCCCGGGGCGGGAGUCGCGGGAGUCCCGCGCGUCGGUGAGCGGCAGCGGGCGCGCCACCCCCGGCCGGCGCGGCACGCCGCUGCGCGCGCGCAAGCGCACCCUGCUCGAUGAGACCGAGGAGCGCAGCCUGCAGGACUUCAGCGUCACCUCCAGCGCCAAGGGAGACCUCGAGAUCUGCGAGGCUUGUCCCAACGGCAGCUUCGUUAAGAUACGCAACAAGGGCAAGAAGGAGCAAAGCCUGGGCGGGUACCAGGUGAUCCGCAAGGCAGGCGAGCAGGAGACGGUGUUCAAGUUCCACCGCACGGUGAAGGCGGAGCCGGGCGGCGUGGUGACCGUGUGGUCGGCGGACGUGGGCGCUGAGCACGAUCCGCCGCGGGACAUCGUCAUGAAGGGACAGAAGUGGUUCGUCGCUGACCACUUCACUACCACGCUGUACAACAUCGAUCAAGAGGAGGUGGCGGUGUCUGAGCGCCAGCGGCGGCAGGUGAGCACCAGCUCGCAGCGACACCGCGAACUCUCGCACAAGUUCCCGCGCCGUGAACAGAUCGGAGAAAUACGUGAAGGGGAUGAGAAUUGCCGCAUAAUGUAACGUUGAUCGUGUCAGUUGUCCUCACUACCAGUGCCUUGGACUUCAAUAACGCGCAUUCACAAAUAAUUUAAUAACAUUAAUUAUGAUAUAUCAAUUUUCCCCAUAGAGUAUCCUUGCCUACUUGUAUCUUGUAAAAGUCUGCAAUAUAUGAGAGAAUCAAAAGUACAUUUUAAAUCAUGAAUACCAAAUGGUACUCAGUCCUUACAUUAAAGGUCAAAGUUUCCAGGCCCUCUAUGCAAUGUUCAUUCAAAUUCAGUAAUCAUUAAUAAAUAAAAUUAAGAGAUCGCUGAUAAGAUAAUCAUUUUUCACUGCCUCAAAGUUCAAUAUUUAUCUUCGUGUUUAUUAGUGAACAAAGUACAAAAUCGUUAGUUCACUAGUGUUGGUAAGUAUUUUCUAAUAUAUUGUUAAAAUAAGAUUUCCCCACCCCGUAGCUUUGCACUGAUAUCUAAAUAAUGCAAUCCAUUUAAUAAUUUAGGUAGAUGAAAUCUACUAAAGAUGAUUCAUAGUAAACUUAGAUAUUACUUUGACUAGAAAAUCACUUUAUUUAGGUUAAGAGUUUUUUUUGACAUCAUUGUGGUUGUCGUUAACAUAAGGUAACAUUUGUCAUACAUUUUAACAAUAUUAUUUAGUAAUUACUUGAACAGGUGCAAGUCUCAAAACCUGCAUAUUAUAGACAGGGGUAGCGAACCACUGCACACGUACAUGUCGACGAUCAUUAAAAAAGUAUGAAGUAGCUAUUAUGUGAAAAGCUAACGUGAAGUCUACCAUGCCAAAAAGAAUUGACGUAAUAAUCAUAGUCAAAAUUGAUGGCACGUCUAUUGUCGCAAUAAACAUUUCUUUUAAAACAAACCAAAUUGCCAUAAUUUGAUGUAUUAAGGUUCGCUACCCCUGUUAAGUUGUAUUUUGAAACGGCAUUUAUUUUAGGAAAUGGGUUGUCGUAUAUUUUGUAAUACUACUUAUAACACUAAAAUAUCAUUAGAUUAAAUUUUAAGAUAUAAGAUAUUUCACAUGGCCAUUUUAUUGUCAAGAGAGGAUUGAAUCUAUUUCUUUGUCAAAAAUACGAUUUUGUGGUAAAUGAGUUAAUCAUGAACCCUUUUUGUUUUUUAUUAUUAUUAUUUUAGACUCAGAUUUUGUAUUCCAUGUGUAAAUUACAUAUUAAAUAAAGAUUUAUUUAGACUUAGAA
Molecule: messenger RNA, 3169 nt
Organism: Papilio polytes (common Mormon)
Lineage: Eukaryota; Metazoa; Arthropoda; Insecta; Lepidoptera; Papilionidae
Product: lamin-C-like
Exons: 10
Coding region: 145-1986 (613 amino acids)
Source: RefSeq, a predicted model, not a curated record